Messenger RNA from Trichomonas vaginalis G3, 1860 nucleotides. Its product is annotated as glycine-rich protein family. The record is from RefSeq and is a predicted model, not a curated record. NCBI's taxonomy places the organism in Eukaryota, Parabasalia, Trichomonadida, Trichomonadidae. The coding region runs from base 1 to 1860 and encodes 619 amino acids. The transcript has a single exon.
AUGGAUUCGUGGAAAUUAGGUUCCAAAAUUGGUGAUUUAGGCAAAUAUGCCAGCAAUGGUACUGUUGCAACCUUUAAUUAUCCUUGUAGUAAUACUUAUGAAUGCACAUAUUACCACUCAAUCCUUCCUCCCGGCUAUUACAAAGUUGAAGUUUGGGGAGCAGAGGGAGGUAAUACUAUAUAUUGUAGCAAGGCUUACACCCAUGAAAAUAAGAAGGGUGGAUAUUCCGUCGGUGUCUUAAAACUAAACAAAUCUUCGGAAGUUUACGUUUUUGUUGGCGGUAAAGGCCAAGACGCAAUUUAUCCGCAAACUGGAAACAGACGAGGUGGCUUCAAUGGUGGAGGUGAUACCGCAUCAGAUGGCAAAUUUGAUGAGCACGGGGGUGCUGGUGGUGGUGCCACCGACAUCAGAGUAGAUGGAAUUGCACUCUCAAAUAGAAUGAUAGUCGCAGGCGGGGCCGGCGGACUAGGUUUUGAUUUCCAUUCGUGUAGCUUGCCUCCUGAAUCAUGGGGAGGAGGUAUCGAAGCCGGCCGGCCAAUGUCUUGGGGACCAAUUUUUGGAACUCCUGCUACUCAAUCUAAAGGAAAUGCAAAUGGCGCAGGAUCAGCAGGUCAAUUACAUUACUUUGGAUCCUCAGGCGGUGGUGGCGGUGGCUAUUUCGGUGGAACUUUACCACCAUAUUCAGAUUCAUAUGCAGGCUCCGCUGGAGGUGGAUCAGGAUACAUAGGAAAAGUGAUUUCAUUCAAUGGAAUUAUUGCGCAAUCAAUUCCAGGAAAUCAAUCGAUGCCAUCUCCAGACAACCAAGUGCAAACCAUUGGAAGAGAAGGAAAUGGAGCUGCCCGAAUCACCAAUCUUGGCUAUUUCCUCCAGAAGACAAGCACCCUAAACGAUUCAUAUGAUCCGAACUCCAUUAUAUCCAUUGAUUUUUCUCUAAAUACAUUAGGAGCAGGAGAGAUCGCCACAAUAAAAAGAUCUAUAAACACCAUGAACCAAGAAGAAACAAUUCUUACCCAUAAUGAUGAUGGGAAUGAGUACAUAUAUACAGAUUCUUUUCGAUUACCUGAAGAAACAGGUUUUCUUAAAAUUAUAUACAAAGUUACAUCGAAAUCAGGAAUAACCACAUCAACAUUUUUCGAUAUUUUAGUGAAUAAGAAACCCGAAAUAAAUGUAAUAGGAAGGCCAAAGGAGAAAUAUGUUCCAACUGAGAAAGCUUUUGUUGAAAUUGAAGUAGUAGAUGAUACUUAUGUUAAUGUAACGAUUAAAGGCGAAGCAAAUAUUCUUUACACAACAGAAAUAAUAAAUUGUUAUCAUACUAAAAAUAGAACAAGGUUAGAAUUUAAAAUAGGUCCAUUUACAAUAGGAUCUAAACAUAAUUUAUAUAUAUCUGGAGUAGAUGAAUAUGGUUUUAGCACUGUAGUAUCUAAUUUCCAAUAUGUUAUUGUUAAUAACGUAGCACCUGAUUUGAGAGUUGAUUCUAAUUUAACUUAUCAUUUCUCAGGAAAAGACAAAGUUAAAAUCAAUGGUGAAUUUCUUGAUAAAGAUGGCGCUGCAACAAUCACGAUUUUUUCUAAAAUAGAUAACUCACUUCAAGUCAAUCACGGUGCACAAUCAAUUUCUGACUUGGAGUGGCAUACUUUCAAUAUAACUCGUGAUAUGAGCGAUGUCAGAAAAGGAAUUCACACUUUAACUGUAUUUGCUGUGGAUGAUAAUGAUGCAGAAUCAAACAAAUACGUUCAUUAUUUUGCAUUAUUUAGUGGUUACUGCAUAUUAAACAAGCCAUCAUGCUAUUGUUUAUAUAGAGGCACUUGGGUACUCUCUAUGUAUUUCCCAUUGUCAGCUGAUUUAAUCUUAUCUAAUUAA